Molecule: messenger RNA, 2900 nt
Organism: Erpetoichthys calabaricus (reedfish)
Lineage: Eukaryota; Metazoa; Chordata; Cladistia; Polypteriformes; Polypteridae
Gene: mars1
Product: methionyl-tRNA synthetase 1
Biological process (GO): methionyl-tRNA aminoacylation
Cellular component (GO): cytosol; aminoacyl-tRNA synthetase multienzyme complex
Molecular function (GO): ATP binding; methionine-tRNA ligase activity
Source: RefSeq, a predicted model, not a curated record
UGAAGUUGCAUCAGGCGACCGGCACCUCACAGCGAGCGCACUCUUCGUAGCGAUUCAAGCGUCAGGCACGGAAGCCAUGAGGUUGUAUGUCAGCGAGGGGAACCCGCAGUGCUUGAAAGUCCUCGCGGCGUUCGAAUUAUCCGGGGCGCAGUGCGAAGUGGAGGCGGUGAGCCAUGAAGAGUGCAUUGUGCCAUUUCUUGGGCAUUCAAAGCUGCCUGCCCUGUUGCUGGACAACGGUAACUUCCUGUUUUCUUCAAAUGUCAUUUGUCGAUACCUCCUGACGUCGGGUGGAGAUGAGACGAGCACCGCUGUGGGCCAGUGGCUGGAGUGGGAGACGCUGGAUCUGCAGCCUGUUGCCCUGCACGCCCUGCGCCUGGCUGUUCUGCAGGACAAGAAGAGCGAGGCACUGGAAAGUCUCCGGCCGAGCCUGUCCUAUAUCGAGCGGAGCUUACAGAAGACCGGAAAGACCUUUCUGACAUCGGAUGAACUGUCGGCUGCAGAUGUCGUUUUGUGGGGGACUCUGUAUCCACUUCUCUCUGAGCCCAUGCUAUUGACAGCCGUGGACUUCAAAGCUCUAACUGCCUGGUUUCAGAGAGUGGGCUCCUUUCCGGCUUGUAAGAAAGCAUCAGAUGGCACAUUCAAGGGGCACGGCCUACAGAGUUUGAAGUCGUACCUUCAGAGGCAGCCGACAAACUCCACGCAGGCCACUAGAGCGACAACGGACGAUCCGACGGUAGACGAUGGUGAUGAGCGACUGCUGACCGAUGAAGAGAUCCAAGCUGCUGUGCAGGCCUGGUCAAAGGGUUUGACUGCUUGUCCUAAGCGUAGGCAGAUCGUGCACCCGAUUCUUCCUCAGCAGGAUGAGAGGAACAUUCUCAUCACAAGCGCCCUGCCAUAUGUCAACAAUGUGCCUCAUCUGGGCAACAUCAUCGGCUGUGUUCUGAGCGCUGACGUCUUUGCCAGGUUCUGUCGUCUUCGCAACUGGAACACUCUGUUUGUGUGCGGGACGGACGAGUAUGGAACGGCAACAGACAAGGCCAUGGAGGAAGGUCUCACGCCUCAGGAGAUCUGAAAGUACAAUGCCAUCCACACGCAGAUCUACCACUGGUUUGGCAUUUCCUUUGACUACUUUGGACGGACCACCACAGCGAAGCAGACGGAGAUUUCCCAGGACAUCUUUUGGCGGCUCUUGAAGCGUGGCUUCCUAUUGGAGGACACAGUGGAGCAGCUCCACUGCCAGCGCUGUGCCAAGUUUCUAGCUGACCGCUUUGUAGAGGGUGUCUGUCCAUUCUGCAGCUACCCAGAGGCUCGGGGCGACCAGUGUGACAAGUGUGGCAAACUGAUCAAUGCUGUCGAGCUCAAGAAUCCACAGUGUAAAGUGUGCAGAGACACCCCGGCAGUGAGGACAUCCAAGCAUCUGUUUUUGGAUCUGCCCAAGCUAGAGGGCCGGCUGGAAGAAUGGCUGGAAACGACUUUGGAGAAGGGCAACUGGACCCCCAACGCGCGCUUCAUUACCCGCUCCUGGAUCCGAGACGGGCUGAAGCCUCGCUGCAUCACACGGGACUUGAAGUGGGGCACGCCGGUGCCACUUGAGGAGUUUGCUGAGAAGGUGUUCUACGUUUGGUUUGAUGCCCCCAUCGGCUAUCUGUCCAUUACUGCAAACUACACUGACCAGUGGGAAAAGUGGUGGAAGAACCCAGACAAGGUGCAGCUCUACAACUUCAUGGCCAAAGACAACGUGCCGUUCCACAGUGUUGUGUUCCCUUGCUCUUUGCUCGGGGCUGAGGACAACUACACCUUGGUGAACCACUUAAUCGCCACAGAGUACCUCAACUAUGAAGAUGGCAAGUUCUCCAAGAGCCGUGGGGUGGGCGUCUUUGGAGACAUGGCUAAAGACACGGGCAUCCCCGCGGAUAUCUGGCGCUUCUACCUUCUCUUCAUUCGCCCUGAGGGGCAGGACAGUGCCUUCUGUUGGAGCGACCUGCUGCUGAAGAACAACUCGGAGCUGCUCAACAACCUGGGUAACUUCGUGAACAGGGCUGCCAUGUUUGUAUCCAAGUUCUUUGAGGGGCGUGUGCCGACCAUGGAGCUGAACCAAGAGGACCAGAGGCUGCUUGCGCUAACGACGUGGGAGCUGCGCCAGUACCUGCAGCUUCUCGAGAAGGUUCGAAUCCGGGAUGCUUUGAAGUGCAUCCUGAAUAUCUCUCGCCAUGGAAACCAGUACAUCCAGGUGAACGAGCCUUGGAAACGGCUGAAGGGGAGUGACGCGGACCGGAGCCGAGCGGCGACGGUCACAGGUGUGGCCGUCAACAUGGCAUGCUUGUUGUCGGUGAUGCUGCAGCCAUACAUGCCAACGGUCAGUGCGACCAUCCAGGAGCAGCUGCAGGCGCCCCCCCUGUGCAACAUGCUAACUGAAGAGUUUGUGUGCAUCCUGCCGGCAGGGCACAAGAUUGGCACAAUCAGCCCAUUGUUUCAGAAACUGGAGGUGGAGCAGGUGGAGGCCCUGAGGCAGCGCUUUGGAGGACAAAAGCCCGAUAAAGCUGUGGAGAAGCAGGAGGCAACAACCACCACGACCACCACCAUCGACGAUGUGCAGGAACUGGCCAAGGCCGUAGCUCAGCAGGGAGACAAGGUCCGCCAACUCAAGGCCCUUGGCACCGAGAAGGCAGUAGUCAACAGUGAGGUGGCACGCUUGUUGGAGCUAAAGAAGGCACUGCAGGUGGCCCAAGGAAAGACCCCAGUUCAGAAGGAAAAGAAAAAGUGACAAACCAAAUAAUCCAGACCUCCAGUCCUGUGUGCUGAUCCUGUCGUGAACGUUUGACAUUCAAAUUUUAGGAAUGGGAUUUAAGAGUUCUUAUUUAAAUUAAUAAAAUGAAGGGACCAACCAGUCUCAAAAUUAA